Polychytrium aggregatum is the source of this 1237-nucleotide messenger RNA. RefSeq lists its product as uncharacterized. Lineage: Eukaryota; Fungi; Chytridiomycota; Chytridiomycetes; Polychytriales. The transcript has a single exon. The record is from RefSeq and is a predicted model, not a curated record. The coding region runs from base 375 to 1010 and encodes 211 amino acids.
CCGCAGCCGAUCUGGAUCUGCAUUCCUCAUUCGACCGAUUCGAUCGACCGGCUCGCCGUCGCCCUCUGUACUUCACCUCCAACGCAGCCGCAGCCGCCUGUCGUCCUGCCAUCGCUGCCGGUCCCGCUCUCGAGCCAGGCGGUUCUGUUCUCUUGGUCAGCUCGGCUUGCCCAGCCGAUUGUUGCUCUCCAUCCAACAACUUCAUUCACUCGCACCGUCUCCCGAUUGCUUGCCGCACCGCACACCCGUAAUUCGUCCAAUCCACAGCCCCAUACACUCCCGAGUGCUGUCCAGCGAGCCCACCCGCUCUCAGUCUCGCCAACCCCCUCCUCUUCCGACACGUCCUGGUCGCACCCACCGCCAGCUUCCGAAUCAUGUCGGUCCCUGAGGUCGUCUCUUCCGCCGUGGCCAUGUCGAUCCUCAACAGUCCUAUCAGCUUCUUGAUCGGAGUAACCGUCUCGCUGCUGGCGUCCUGCUGCUCGAAUCUCGGAGUCAACAUGCAGGCCGCCGCUCUGGCUUCUCGGCGAGAAUCCAACCGGCGUGCUCUCGAAGAGUCCGAAGUCUUGUUUCCCCCGGAAGAGUCCUCUCUCGAGGACUCACAGAGCUCGCUGCUCGAACUGCCAACCCCCCAUGCCGGAUAUGCCGACCAUUCUCCCGGCAGCUUCAACCCAGAGCCGAGCACAUCGUCGGCGACCCAACUGUCGGACACGUCAGCGUACCCAGCGCCGGCCGACGACGACGGCAACGACAACAUCAAUGGCCGACUCAAGCUGCGUAGCCCCGACCGCUCUGCCGGCACGCACUCUCAUCACUCUGUCAAUCCGUCACAUCUUAGCCCGCACUUCCGCAGCUCGUCGUCCGACUCGAUUGUGAGCCUCUCAAGCUCCAUCGAUGGGGCUCCCGUCUCCACCUUGCGCGUCGGCACGGAUCUGUCCAAGCCGACAGCCGGAUGGAGAUAUCUGUGCUCGCCCGAGUUCUUCGCUGAGUGGAAGUGGUACCUCGGUAAGUAGCCCUGAGUCCUGCCAUCGUGAUCGUGUUGUUCUUUUGCUGAUGCGCGGGGUGGGAACAGCGAGGGUUGCGACGCCCUGGCCUGCAAUGUACAGCAACGCACGCAGUCCUGCAUCGCGGCAUCCGCCCGAGCGAUUGGCGUCCGCCCGAUCGAUGGGCAUCCAGUCGGAAUUCGAUCGAUUCAGAGCCGAACCAGCAUCAAUGGUGGUGGCAUAUAGUCGCUCCCACC